Messenger RNA from Laetiporus sulphureus 93-53, 2967 nucleotides. Its product is annotated as glycoside hydrolase family 115 protein. NCBI's taxonomy places the organism in Eukaryota, Fungi, Basidiomycota, Agaricomycetes, Polyporales, Laetiporaceae. The record is from RefSeq and is a predicted model, not a curated record. The coding region runs from base 1 to 2967 and encodes 988 amino acids. The transcript has 21 exons.
AUGCUCGGACGCUGGGGCGGCUAUGUGUUGUUCGGCCUCCUGGCCGUAGCCGACGUGCAUGCGAUUGGACAGGCUACCUGUGUCACAUUCUCUCCCUCUGCGUCCUCUUUCCCAGUUGUCAGCAAUGGCGUGGCUGCGCCAAUUCUUCUUUCUGAAGAUGAUUGGGGAGGUGUGCAACGUACCGCGUACGACUUCGCCAUGGACAUUCACAAUGUGACCGGGGUAAUGCCUCUACUGCUCAACGUCAGUAUCCCUGCGACCAGUACCAAUCUCAGCCUUGCUAGUAUAAGGCCCAUAAUUGUCGGUACAUUGGGACAGUCGUCGCUCAUCGAUGAGGUGGUGCAAAACACGAACCUGGAUGUCUCGAGCAUCGACGGACAGUGGGAAGCAUUCAUGACACGCGAGGUGGCAAACCCUCUCCCGGGUAUCAGCAGCGCGUAUGUCAUGAUUGGCGCGGACAAGCGAGGUACCAUCUAUGCGAUGUAUGACCACUCCGAACAAAUAGGCGUCUCUCCGUGGUAUUGGUGGGCUGAUGUCCCUACGAAAACACACUCUGAGAUCUAUGUGGACUCUGCUGGAUGUGCCCAUGGAUCCCCCACAGUGAAGUAUCGUGGUAUUUUCCUGAACGACGAGCAGCCUGCUCUUCAGGGCUGGGCCAUGGUACGGUUCACGAACGGUACCGGCGCUGCGCUCACAGACUCGCCGUUCAACCAUUUCUUCUAUACGAAGCUGUUCGAGCUUUUGCUCCGGAUGAAGGCGAACUACUUAUGGCCAGCGAUGUGGUCAAGUGCAUUCGGUGUCGACGACACAUUGAACCAACCUCUGGCCAACUGGUAUGGAAUAGUCAUGGGCACCAGUCAUGAAGAGCCGAUGAUGCGGUCGAUUCCAGUUGAAUGGACUCUGUUCGGCGUAGGUCCUUGGGAUUACAGCACGAAUGCGCAGAAUAUCUAUGACUUCUGGGUCGUUGGUGCCGAUCGUGGCAAGCCGUACGAAAACGUCUGGACUGUGGGCAUGCGAGGGGAUGGUGACUUGCCAUUGGCCGGUGGUCAGAACAUCGCACUGCUUGAGGAGAUAAUCGCAGAUCAGCGGCAGAUAUUGAGCAACACCUAUCCGGGAGUGAAUGUCACCACGAUUCCGCAGAUGUGGUGUCUAUAUCAGGAAGUGCUGGGGUACUACGAAGACGGAAUGACUGUCCCAGACGAUGUCACUCUUUUGUGGACUGAUGAUCUAUAUGGGAAUAUUGAACGCCUUCCCACACUGUCUGAGCGAAACCGUACUGGUGGUGCCGGUUACGAUCUGGUCGGAGGCGUGCGAGACUACAAGUGGAUCACGACUUACGAGCAAAUGUCCCUCGCGGUCGCCCGCAAUGCCACGCGGAUCUGGAUCCUAAACGUAGGCGAUCUAAAGCCAUACGAAAAAGAAAUAGAAUUCUUCAUCGCGCUCGGCUGGGAUUCGUCGGUGUGGAACAUCAACAAUAUUGACACCUACGUCGAACUGUGGGCUCAGCGCGAGUUCGGGCUUUCGUCUGAAGAUGCUGCGACGGUGGCCGAUGUGAUCGCGAACAUCACCCGCUUCAAUUCGAAUAGGAAGCCAGAGCUCCUCAACUCGACUGUCUACAGCUUGUGGAAUUACCGAGAGGCUGAGAACAUGCUGGCCAUGUGGCAAGCCACCAACGAGUCCGCUACUCAAGUUCGCGACUCACUGCCAGCCGAGAUGCUGCCCGCGUAUUUCGAGCUGGUCUAUCAUCCCGUGCAGGCCAGCUACACCCUGGCGAACAUGUGGAUUGCAGCGGGUAUGAAUAAUUUUCGCGCCUCACAAGCCUUCCUCAGCGCCAACGACUAUGCUGCGAUUGUCGAGGAGCUGUUCCAGCAGGAUUGGGAGCUUGAGGUCGAGUAUGAAUCUCAGUUGGACGGCAAAUGGACCCAGAUGAUGAGCCAGACUCAUGUCAUGUAUUCCUACUGGCAGCAACCGCAGGCCAAUACCAUGCCCUAUAUUUCGAGAUAUCAAGCGCAAAAGCAAGCAUUAGCUGGCGCCAUGCGAGUCGCGCCUGAGGGCACCCAGGCUGCCUGGCCGGGCGACAAUCAAUACCAAUGCGCGCAAGGCUACAGCUGCCCGAACCCAUCUCUGUCCAUCGACCCCUACCUGCCUUCCGGCAACAGGUACUUCGACAUCGGCGCCGGUGGACCAGUGCCAUUCAACUUCACGGCGACCAGCAACGUCACUUGGGUGACAAUGUCGCCCGUGGCAGGCUACAUAUCGCCUGACGCGCCCGAGCAGCGAGUCUUCGCCACCGUCGACUGGAGCCAGCUGUCGAGCACGGAAAUCGCAUUGAUCACGUUCGAGGCCUAUCCGCAGGGCCAGCCGUCGAUGUCUCUUACGGCGACGCUGACCGCGAAUUACACGCAGGUGCCGAAUAAUUUCACAGGUUUCGUCGAGGGCGAUGGGUGCGUCUCGAUCGAGGCUGCGCACGCUUCAAGGAAUACUACAGUCGAAGGCAUUACGUGGAUCAAUCUCCCAGGCUACGGCCGGACGCUCUCCGGCGUCACCCCGUGGCCUCGCGGUGGCGACGAGCUCAACUUCACAGUCGGCACCGGUCCCAGCAUUGAGUACGACUUUUACACUUUCAACACCUAUCAGGAUAGCGGCAACGUCUUCAUCACGACCUACGUCUCGCCGUCACAGAACUCGCUUGGGCCGACCCGGCCCCUUGCUAUCGGCAUCCAGGUCGACUCGUGCGAGCCACAAGUGAGCUACUUCGUGCCAGUCGUAACGCCGGGGACACAGCCUGCUGCGUGGGACGGACUUGAUGGCUGGGUGGCGACGAACGUCAAUCCGAUCUACAUGAACUUCACUGCUGAACCGGGCGCCCACACGUUAACACUCUGGAUGAUUGAGCCUACUGUCGUCGUGCAGAAGAUUGUUAUCGGUGUGUCACCAUCUCUGCAACCUAUGAAGUGCGCAUCUUGA